UGCGCGGCCGUGCGGGGCGUCCGCCCGAGGGGACCUGCUGCCCGGAGCUGUCCUCGGAGGAGCCUCUCGCCGCCCGCCGUGCGGGAAAGUGCUUCACCCUAACGCCGAGCGCACGCCCACCCCUCUCCCCUCUUUCUAGGCACCGCGCGUUUUUUCUCUUUUUUCUUUCGGGCGAAGUAACUUUUGCAUUCCCGCCUCCCCCGAGUCCUGGGGACCAGAGGCGGCGCCGAUCCUGGGGGCGGUUCCUUGGCAGCGUUGGUUCUUGUCAGAGCCAGACUUUUGCUCUUGGGCUGGGUUUGCAUCAUCCCCAUCACACCCUCAGGAGAGAGGAGCCGGCCCCUUUCAGCCUCAGCUUCCGGCUGGGAGCAGACCCCCCCUCCCCCAUCCCAGGCCCCUUCCCCUGCUCCAGCCCAUCUCCCGCAUUUCGUUAGUCCUCGCCCUCUACUCCGCAAUAUUGUCUUUCUCUCGUCCUCCUCGCCUCCAUUCGUUGUUUUACGUUUCCCACUCUUUGAGGAAGGAUGGUUGAUUUGGAGAGCGAAGUGCCCCCUCUGCCUCCCAGGUACAGGUUUCGGGAUUUGCUGCUAGGGGACCAAGGAUGGCAGAACGACGACAGGGUGCAAGUUGAAUUUUAUAUGAAUGAAAACACAUUUAAAGAGAGACUAAAGUUAUUUUUUAUCAAAAACCAGAGAUCAAGUCUAAGAAUACGUCUGUUCAAUUUUUCUCUCAAAUUAUUAAGCUGCUUUUUGUACAUAAUCCGAGUGCUACUAGAAAACCCUUCACAAGGAAAUGAAUGGUCUCAUAUCUUUUGGGUGAACAGAAGUCUACCUUUAUGGGGCUUACAGGUUUCAGUGGCAUUGAUAAGUCUCUUUGAAACAAUACUACUUGGUUAUCUCAGUUAUAAGGGAAACAUCUGGGAACAGAUUUUACGAAUACCCUUCAUCUUGGAAAUAAUUAAUGCGGUUCCCUUCAUUAUCUCAAUAUUCUGGCCUUCCUUAAGAAAUCUAUUUGUCCCAGUCUUUCUAAACUGUUGGCUUGCCAAACAUGCCUUGGAAAAUAUGAUUAAUGAUCUACACAGAGCCAUUCAGCGUACACAGUCUGCAAUGUUUAAUCAAGUUUUGAUUUUAAUAUCUACAUUACUAUGCCUUAUCUUCACCUGCAUUUGUGGAAUCCAACAUCUGGAACGAAUAGGAAAGAAGCUGAAUCUCUUCGACUCCCUUUAUUUCUGCAUUGUGACGUUUUCUACUGUGGGCUUUGGGGAUGUCACCCCAGAAACAUGGUCAUCCAAGCUUUUUGUUGUUGCCAUGAUCUGUGUUGCUCUUGUGGUUCUCCCCAUACAGUUUGAACAGCUGGCCUAUUUGUGGAUGGAGAGACAAAAGUCAGGUGGAAACUAUAGUCGACACAGAGCUCAAACUGAAAAGCACGUUGUUCUGUGUGUCAGCUCACUGAAGAUUGAUUUACUCAUGGACUUUUUGAAUGAAUUCUAUGCUCAUCCAAGACUCCAGGAUUAUUAUGUGGUGAUUUUGUGUCCUACUGAAAUGGAUGUGCAGGUCCGAAGGGUCCUACAGAUUCCGAUGUGGUCACAAAGAGUCAUCUACCUUCAAGGUUCAGCCCUUAAAGAUCAGGAUCUGUUGCGAGCAAAGAUGGAUGACGCUGAGGCCUGUUUUAUUCUGAGCAGCCGUUGUGAAGUAGAUAGGACAUCCUCUGACCACCAAACAAUUUUGAGAGCAUGGGCUGUAAAAGAUUUUGCUCCAAAUUGCCCUUUGUAUGUCCAGAUCUUAAAGCCUGAAAAUAAAUUCCAUAUCAAAUUUGCUGAUCAUGUUGUUUGUGAAGAAGAGUUUAAAUACGCCAUGUUAGCUUUAAACUGUAUAUGCCCAGCAACAUCUACACUUAUUACACUACUGGUUCAUACCUCUAGAGGGCAAGAAGGCCAGCAAUCGCCAGAACAAUGGCAGAAGAUGUACGGCAGAUGCUCUGGGAAUGAAGUGUACCACAUCGUUUUGGAAGAAAGUACAUUUUUUGCUGAAUAUGAAGGAAAGAGCUUCACCUAUGCUUCUUUCCAUGCACACAAAAAGUUUGGUGUCUGCUUGAUUGGUAUUAGGAGGGAGGAUAAUAAAAACAUUUUGCUGAAUCCAGGUCCUCGAUGUAUUAUGAAUGCUACAGAUAUAUGUUUCUAUAUUAAUAUUACCAAAGAAGAGAAUUCAGCAUUUAAAAACCACGACCAUCAGAAAAAAAGCAAUGUAUCAAGGUCAUUUUAUCAUGGACCAUCUAGAUUACCUGUACAUAGCAUAAUUGCCAGCAUGGGUACUGUGGCCAUAGACUUGCAAGACACAAGCUGUAGGUCAGCAAGUGGCCCUACCCUGUCUCUUCCUUCAGAAGGAAACAAAGAAGUCAGAAGACCCAGCAUUGCUCCUGUUUUAGAGGUUGCAGAUACGUCAUCAAUUCAAACAUGUGAUCUUCUAAGUGAUCAAUCAGAAGAUGAAACUACGCCAGAUGAAGAAAUGUCCUCAAAUGUGGAAUAUGCUAAAGGCUAUCCACCUUACUCUCCAUAUAUAGGAAGUUCACCCACUUUUUGUCAUCUCCUUCAUGAAAAAGUGCCAUUUUGCUGCUUAAGACUAGACAAGAGUUGCCAGCAUAACUGCUAUGAGGACGCAAAAGCCUAUGGAUUCAAAAAUAAGCUAAUUAUAGUUGCAGCUGAAACAGCUGGAAAUGGAUUGUAUAAUUUUAUCGUUCCUCUCAGGGCAUAUUAUAGACCAAAGAAAGAACUUAAUCCCGUAAUACUGCUAUUGGAUAACCCGCCAGAUAUGCAUUUUCUGGAUGCAAUCUGUUGGUUUCCAAUGGUUUACUACAUGGUGGGCUCUAUUGACAAUCUAGACGAUUUACUCAGGUGUGGAGUGACUUUCGCUGCCAACAUGGUGGUUGUGGACAAAGAAAGCACCAUGAGUGCCGAAGAAGACUACAUGGCAGAUGCCAAAACGAUUGUAAACGUGCAGACCCUUUUCAGGUUGUUUUCCAGUCUCAGUAUUAUCACAGAGCUCACCCACCCAGCCAACAUGAGAUUCAUGCAAUUCAGAGCCAAAGACUGUUACUCCCUUGCUCUUUCAAAGCUGGAAAAGAAAGAAAGAGAGCGAGGUUCUAAUUUGGCCUUUAUGUUCCGACUGCCUUUUGCUGCUGGGAGGGUGUUCAGUAUCAGCAUGUUGGACACGCUUCUGUACCAGUCAUUUGUGAAGGACUACAUGAUUUCUAUCACCAGACUUCUGUUGGGAUUGGACACUACACCAGGAUCGGGGUUUCUUUGCUCUAUGAAAAUCACCGAGGAUGACUUAUGGAUCAGGACUUAUGCCAGACUGUAUCAGAAGUUAUGUUCUUCUACCGGAGAUGUUCCCAUUGGAAUCUACAGGACUGAAUCUCAAAAACUUACUACAUCUGAGUCUCAAAUAUCCAUCAGUGUGGAAGAGUGGGAAGACACUAAAGACGCCAAAGAGCAAGGUCACCACCGAAGUAACCACCGCAACUCAACAUCCAGUGACCAGUCCGACCAUCCCCUGCUAAGGAGGAAGAGCAUGCAGUGGGCCCGAAGACUGAGCAGAAAAGGUCCCAAACACUCCGGUAAAACAGCUGAGAAAAUAACCCAGCAGCGCCUGAACCUCUACAGGAGGUCAGAAAGACAAGAGCUUGCUGAACUUGUGAAAAAUAGAAUGAAACACUUGGGUCUUUCUACAGUGGGAUAUGAUGAAAUGAACGAUCAUCAAAGUACCCUCUCCUACAUCCUGAUAAACCCAUCUCCAGAUACCAGACUAGAGCUGAAUGAUGUUGUAUACUUAAUCCGACCCGAUCCACUGGCUUACCUACCAAAUGGUGAACCCAGUCGAAAAAACAGUAUCUGCAACACCACAGGCCAAGACUCUCGGGAGGAAACUCAGCUUUGAUAAAAAAGAAAAUAAGAGACUUUUUUCUCCUACAAGGAUCUUGCUUGAAACAACUCUAAAUCUUAGAAAAAUAAGAGUGUUGCUGGCAUGAAAUGAACUAGAUUGGAGUAUAUCCGAUUCUCUCAUAUUUAAAAAAAAUCUAUUCUCCUAGAAGUUUAGAUUAUUUUGAAAUUUAAAGUACUGCUUUGUUGGUACUCCUCCCAUUAAUAUUUGAAAGACAUCAGUGGAAUGAUUUUGAAAACCUAAAUUGAAACACAAAAAUUUGAACCUGAUGUUUCAUUGUUUGACAAUAAUACAAACUGUAUGAAGCCAAUUUUUAAAAAGUAUUAAGGUUUAUGAAAGUAAACUAGAAAUCCAGUUAUAUUUGGUGCGUCCCAAUGGACAUAGAAGAUUGUUGCUCCACUUAAAGUUAAAUGUGUCCUAUUAUAUUCUUUAAACUUGCUGUUUUAUAAAAAUGAGCUCAUCACAAGUGUCCGGCCUUCUCUACACAGAUUAACAGACAAACUUAUGUGGCUGACUUUUGUGUAAGAAUCAUAGUUUGCUUUAGAAUAUGAAUCUUUAAGUCAUUUUACCCUUUUUGUUGACUUUUCAUAUGAUAUAUUCAUUUUAGAAUUUGAGCUUUUCAUAGCAUGUUUUAUUACUCUGGAGAAACCAAAACAAACAAAAAGAAAUAUUGACUACAUGAACUUUUCCCUAACUUUAUGUUUAACACACGUUGUAUGCCAAGAACAGUAUACGAAAGCAAAUAUUUAUUGUUCUCCUAAAAGGAUCCUAACAUAGAGAAUACUUAAAACACAUUUGUCGACUUAAAUCUAAUCUAAGAAUUGAAGCAUUAAUUGAAAUAUUCAGUAAUGAUUUUCAUUAGACGCUUGAGCUUUAACAUUUUUUAUAUAUCUAUACAGUAUAUUUCAUUAGAAAGAUACUUUAAACUUAAAAGAAGCAAAAUUAUACUUUUUAUAGAAUACAAAGAAAUUUCAAAACAUUAAAAGUCCUCCUUUAUGCCUUUAGUAUUGAAAUAAUAAUACACCAAAAAAUGGUAUAUCAAAAAUUUUGAUCUAAUUUUGGAAAGUUAUCUAUAGGAGCUAUGUUUUAACAUUGUGAGGAAAAAGCAUAAAAUAAAAAUAAGUAGGUUUUGCUGUUUAAAUGUAAGGUAAACCAUACAUAAUUUGACAGUUAUAAAUAAAGAAACGCUGACCUUUGGCGACACCAGUGCUUGUACCUGCAUUGCAUUAUUCCCUUUCAGAACCAGGUUGAAAAGCACAGAGCACAGUUUGCCAGGUAGUUGAAAUGCACUUUUAUUCCCAUGAAAGAGACAUUGACAAAUUUAAAAAGAUAUUUUUCUUCCAAUUUUGUGUAUUUUUAUUUCUGAAUUUGACAUUAAAUUUUAAUUCAACAGAAAAUAGGACACAUAAGACUAGAAAGAGACAUGUUAUCAUUUCUUUUCAUAAAGAGGCAGAUAAAUUGAAAGGAAAAUAGAAGGAUUAAAAAUAAUAAAGAAAGCCUAAUAUUUCCCCAAUAAUUCUAUGGAUAUAAAAAUAUAAAACAUAAAGUGUGAAAUUAUAGAUUAUAUAGCCAUUGUAUAAUCUGGCUUUGAGAAUAUGAAAUGCCUAUUUGUUUAGUAUUUUACAUUACUCUCAUUUUAGAAUGACAAGAACAUCAAGAAUUUCCCCUAAAAUAGGGAGAGCCUGUAUUUAAUUUUCUUUAACUAUACAGGGAAGUAGAAUUUAUAACAGGUUACUUAAAAUUGGAAGCAUAUCUUAAAACAAAGAUUGUAUGCAUAUGUAUGUGUGUAUGUUAUAAAGACAGGUGAAAUAUAUUGGACAAACACAUAUUCACAUGUAAAAUUUCAAACUAAAGGUGGAAUUGAACAAAUACAUGUAAUGGAGAACAAUAAUAAGUUUGAUGAACUUUUUUUAUAUUUGCACAUUGAUAUUUAAGUUUGAUGUUUCUUUGAGCUGCCUUUUCUUUACUCCAUUACAAUUAUGUUUAGGAAUAAAUGUAAGAUUUUAUGAAUCUUCUAUUUCCCCGCAAGAUCUCAAGUUGAGUAUUUUUGCAUUAUGACAGUUGUCAAGACUAGGAUUUUAAGCUAGGACCUGACUAUAUUUCCUAUAACACUAAAAAAUUUGUUUCAUAAAUUUUACAAUAAUUAUUUUUGAUUAUGAACAUUAGCCCAAAUUUAAUAUUUGACACAAUUCAUAUUAGCUUGCUAUAAUAAUGAUAGUGUAUUAGCUUUUCUGUUAUUUAAAGAAUAAAAACAUACUUAUAAAAGCCUUUUAACAAACAGUUGCCUUUUUAAAUACUUACACUUGCAUAUGAAAAUAAAAGAUGAAGUCAACAUUAGUCCUUGUAACCCUAUGGGAUUUGGUUCUGUUUAUUGUCUAUGUACCAUUUUGUUACCAGUUACACUGAAUUGCUUUAAAAUAAAUA
Messenger RNA from Balaenoptera acutorostrata (minke whale), 6353 nucleotides. RefSeq names its product potassium sodium-activated channel subfamily T member 2 (gene KCNT2). Gene Ontology annotation, cellular component: membrane. Gene Ontology annotation, molecular function: intracellular sodium-activated potassium channel activity. The transcript is spliced from 28 exons. The coding region runs from base 519 to 3926 and encodes 1135 amino acids. NCBI's taxonomy places the organism in Eukaryota, Metazoa, Chordata, Mammalia, Artiodactyla, Balaenopteridae. The record is from RefSeq and is a predicted model, not a curated record. Gene Ontology annotation, biological process: potassium ion transport.